UUAUCCUUACACCGCCCCCUUUUCAUUCACAAUGGCUUCGGAGCAGGUCCCCGCCGCUGAGGCUGCCAACGACGACGUCUUCCAGGGCGCCAUCGGUAUUGACCUUGGUACCACGUACUCAUGUGUUGCUCACUUCGUUCCUGGCUCUGAGCGAGUCGAGAUCAUCGCCAACGACCAGGGAAACCGCACCACCCCUUCAUACGUCGCCUUCACCGAGUCUGAGCGUCUCAUUGGUGACGCUGCCAAGAACCAGGCUGCCAUGAAUCCCAGGCAAACGGUCUUCGACGCCAAGCGUCUCAUUGGCCGCCGUUAUGACGACCCCGACGUCAAGAAGGACAUGCAGAGCUGGCCCUUCAAGGUCAUUGACCGUGAUGGAGCCCCCGUCAUCCAGGUCGAGUACCUCGGUGAGACCAAGCAGUUCUCCCCUCAGGAGAUCUCUGCCAUGGUCCUCUCCAAGAUGAAGGAGAUUGCUGAGGCCAAGAUCGGCAAGGAGGUCAAGAAGGCCGUCGUCACUGUCCCCGCCUACUUCAACGACUCGCAGCGUUUGGCUACCAAGGACGCUGGCUCUAUCGCUGGCCUCGAGGUGCUCCGUAUUAUCAACGAGCCCACCGCCGCUGCCAUUGCCUACGGUCUCGACUCCAAGUCGUCGACUGAGAAGAACGUCCUCAUCUUCGACCUGGGAGGAGGAACCUUCGAUGUCUCGCUCCUCAACAUCACCGGUGGUGUCUUUGCCGUCAAGGCCACGGCCGGUGACACCCACUUGGGUGGUGAGGACUUCGACGCUGCUCUCCUCGACCACUUCAAGAAGGAGUUUGAGCGCAAGAACAAGCUCGACAUUUCCGACGACCCGCGAGCUGUUCGUCGUCUGCGUUCGGCCUGCGAGCGUGCUAAGCGCACUCUGUCCUCCGUCACCCAGACGACCGUCGAGGUUGACUCGCUCUUCCAGGGCGUCGACUUCUCGGCCAACAUCACUCGUGCUCGUUUCGAGGAGAUCAACGCCACUACCUUCAAGGGCACCAUCGACCCCGUCUCCAAGGUCCUCAAGGACGCCAAGAUGAACCCCGACAAGGUCGAUGACAUCGUCCUCGUCGGUGGCUCGACUCGUAUCCCCAAGAUCCAGUCCCUUGUCUCUGAGUUCUUCAACGGCCGUCAGCUCAACAAGUCGAUCAACCCCGACGAGGCUGUUGCCUACGGUGCCGCCGUCCAGGCUGCUGUCUUGACCAACCAGACCUCGGACAAGACUGCCGACCUCCUCCUCCUCGACGUCGCUCCCCUCUCCCUCGGUGUCGCCAUGCAGGGUGACGUCUUUGCCCCCGUCAUCCCCCGCAACACCCCGAUCCCGACGACCAAGUCGCGCACCUUCACGACCGUCGAGGACAACCAGCAGCAGGUCACUUUCCCCGUCUACGAGGGAGAGCGCACCCAGUGCAAGGACAACCGUCUUCUCGGCGAGUUCGAGCUCACCGGUAUCCCGCCUAUGCCCAAGGGCCAGGCCGAGCUCCUCACCACCUUCGAGGUCGACGCCAACGGUCUCCUGCGUGUCACUGCUCAGGACAAGGCUUCCGGCCGCACCGCCAACAUUACCAUCACCAACUCGGUCGGCCGUCUCUCUUCGACUGAGAUCGACCAGAUGAUCAAGGACUCUGAGCAGUUCAAGAACUCGGACAAGGAGUUCCAGGCCCGCCACGACGCUCGCAACGACCUCGAGGCUUACGUUUCGUCCGUUGAGUCGACGAUCAGCAACCCUGCGGCGACGAUCAAGCGUGCUGGUAAGAUGGAGGUCGAGCAGCAGCUCGCCAAGGCGCUGGAGGUUCUCGAGCUCGACUCGGCCACGUCAGACGACUACAGGAAGGCUUCGCUCCGCCUCAAGAGGGCGACCAACCGCGCUUUCCGCAACUAAGCAUGUGCGUGCGCGAUUGUGGGGCUUUUCUAGGAGGAAGUCAGUAGUGCGGGCGAGGCGAUGUUGGAGGCUGUGAUGAUGAACUCUUUUUUCCUGGUCUCUUGCAUCUGUUCUGUUCUCCCGUGGCUGCAUCUUGGGUCUCGUCUCCUGUGAUCUCUCUCCUUAUCAAAAAGACGUCCUUUGACUCGGC
Molecule: messenger RNA, 2090 nt
Organism: Jaminaea rosea
Lineage: Eukaryota; Fungi; Basidiomycota; Exobasidiomycetes; Microstromatales
Product: putative SSB2-heat shock protein of HSP70 family, cytosolic
Exons: 4
Coding region: 32-1900 (622 amino acids)
Biological process (GO): cellular response to unfolded protein; protein refolding; vesicle-mediated transport
Cellular component (GO): cytoplasm; cytosol; plasma membrane
Molecular function (GO): ATP-dependent protein folding chaperone; ATP hydrolysis activity; heat shock protein binding
Source: RefSeq, a predicted model, not a curated record